Molecule: messenger RNA, 2011 nt
Organism: Mycetomoellerius zeteki
Lineage: Eukaryota; Metazoa; Arthropoda; Insecta; Hymenoptera; Formicidae
Product: C3 and PZP-like alpha-2-macroglobulin domain-containing protein 8
Exons: 6
Coding region: 553-1464 (303 amino acids)
Source: RefSeq, a predicted model, not a curated record
GUAUCGAUACGUCGACAAAAUCGCGACGUUGUUGGCAUUCCAACUUCCAACACAACAUUCCCAAUCCAAACGCAACGGCAACGGUAGUCAGAUAGUGGGACGUCCAUCCGUGUGAAAAAUGUGAGUAUUGUGAGUACAAAAUCACAGAACUCGCGAUUCGCGACGCGAUCACCGCAUGAUCGCGUCUUCUCGAUUGGAUAGGAUCACUCGUUCAUUCUUCGCAUCACGUCGCAAGUGUUCCCAGUGGAUAUUUACGUAUAGCCAGAGCUGUCAUGCCUAUCAGUAAGUCGCAGAUGUGUAGAUUUUGCCAGAUUUUGCACUCGAGAUAGCGAGCGACUGGACCAACUGACACCUUGACGAUCGUGCACGUGCUCGAUUGCAUCAUCUGCAUAAUUUCGGACAGUUGAUAAACCAAUUGAGAUAAUGAGAGAUAACGAUUCAUCAGAGAUGUGGACAGCACAGCACCAUGGGAAUACAAACUGUGUAUGACUAGCAUGAAUAAUUUUGAUAUUGAUUCCUGUGUAUAUUCAAAGAAAUCUAGCUUUUCAAAAAAUGAGUCCAAUCAGAAUUACAACUGCGGACAGUCUCGACUAUCGUUACAUACCUAUCACAAAAAACAGCGUUAGUUUAGGCAUUAAAGCUAGCCACGAUGCAAGGAUUGCCUUACGGACACAUCUUGGUGGUGACUCCAAUGUAUAUGAGAUUAUUAUCGGAGGAUGGGGAAAUACUAUGUCGGCGAUAAAAAGAAAUAAUACAGAACCAGAUGUGGCAGAAGCAGACACUAGGGACAUACUGAAUCCUGAUGAGAUAUGUGAUAUUUUCAUACAAUGGUCUUGCGAUGGACUAUUAAGUGUUAGUCGUGAGGAUGAUUUUGACAUGCCGUUCAUGUCUUAUAAAGAUAGAAGCCCAUUUGUCAUAAAUUACAUAGGAGUUAGCACUGCUUGGGGUGCAACCGGAGAAUGGAUAAUUGAAGAAUGCCAGUUUACAUCCCCUGCUAUCAGACAGCAACUGAUGGACACGUGUCACUUCUGGGUGGAUUUCAGUGAGGCAUUUGGACUACCUCGGAACGCAGUGAUGGCUUCUGAGGAUGGUUUGUACAUCGGUAGAGCACAUCAUCAAGGUACAGUAACCCCGGGUGGAAUUCGCGACAACGUCUGCACAAUCGCAUGGGGCGGAAAUGGCCACGAGAAACGAGAAUUCCAGGUGUUGUGUGGUAAAGACGUGAAUUGGGUAAAAUCUUGGGAGGGUAGCGUGCCUCUACAUGCCCUACCUGCCGGUGAAACCGAGGAUGGUUACGCUUUAUUCGUCGGCAGAAUAUUGCACGAAGGAAUCUAUCACAUCGGCAAGAUACAACCAAAUCACCAAGUGUGUUAUAUACCGUUGAAUGGCCAAGAAAUGCCCUAUCUGGAGUACGAGACUUUGGUCAUUCAUGACAACUAUGGGGUCGAGUGUAUCGGAAGGUAAAGUGACAAACGGCUUAGAGACAGAGUGUAUUUAUUUUUUCACGAAACGAAACAUUUUCCGCAUGCUAUGGUUAAAUGUGAUUGAGCAUCUCCCCAGAUAGCAAAGCGUGUCUCAGCGAAAUCAUACAAAUCUGUGAUUGCUUAUGAUGCUGGCAACUUGCCAAAGAUUUGUCUUGAACGAUUUUGAAUAUACCGACAUUGUAGCAACACACAGGCAACAAUGUGUAUAUGUAUUGCCAGCAGUUUAACAGCAAGAUAGCUGCAUCAAUGUUAUCUUGUGUUGUCGGCAAUAUGAAAGCAUUACAUGAUGCUGCAUAUUAUUAUGGCAACAUGAUGGCAGUAGUGCGAAUUUUGAUGAUGACGAUUUUAAAGUUAUCGACAAACUACUGGCAAGUUGCUACUCAAAGUUAUCAUAUCAUGAAGGCAUCAAGUUGCCAACAAAUGAGGACUCAGUUACUGCAAUUCUGAUAGCAACACAUGCUUAGCAACGCAUACAUUAACAAGCAACAUGCCAGCAACAAGACAGACACGUUGCUAUCUGGGUCUAU